AUGUUGAAUCUGUAAUAGAACAAGAACAAGAUAAAUUGGUAUUAUCAGAAACAAUAAUGGAUUUAGCUUAUCCAAUUACUGCUUGUAAAAAGCAUCUAUUAAAACAGCCAGUAAUAAUGCCAACUCAGCAACAAGAACAAAGGAUAUAUAUAAUAACUAAUGAUGAAAAUAAUCGGAAUUGUAAAACUACAUUUAAAACCAAUUGGCAGUUUAUUACUGCUAUUUUUGUACUAACAAUAACCUAUAAAUUAUACGAGAUGUUGGAAAAUACAUUUUUUGAUCAUAUUGAAAUGAUGAAGCACCUUCAUAUUGAAGAUACAAGAAGAUAUCAAAGGACCAAAUCUGCUUAUGAAGAGGUUAAAGCUAAAAAUAGAGAACUUGAAACAAAAAUUACGAUUACCAAUAAUAAACUCAUGAGAAGUGAACAAGAGCUGAAAUUAGAGAAAGAAAAAAAUAAUAAUCAUCAAUUAAAUCUCAAGAUUACUAAAGAAAAACUUAAAGCUACCCAAGACAGCAAUACAGGCUUUACUAUUGAACUCACUACUACCAAAAAAGAACUAAAAGCUACACAAGAUUGUAACAUUAACCUUAAAAAAAAAAUUACUAUUACCGAAAAGGAACUAAAAAAUUACAAACAAAAAUUAAAUGAAGAAAGAAAACAAGUAAUUGAGAAAUUGAAACAAGCUUAUAAAGAACUACAAGAAACUUGUAACAAAAUAAAACAAGAAAAGAUUGAAGAAGAAACAAAAAAACAUCAAGAAAUAUUAGAAAAAGCAGAGAAAUCUUUAAAUAAUAAUGAAUGUUAA
Molecule: messenger RNA, 806 nt
Organism: Cetraspora pellucida
Lineage: Eukaryota; Fungi; Glomeromycota; Glomeromycetes; Diversisporales; Gigasporaceae
Source: the annotation of a GenBank genome assembly